AUGGCCACUCAAAUGUGGAGUAUUGUCCUGGGUCUGCUGGUGUUCGAUCACCUGGUUACGGCGGCCAAUCUCGCCCAGCUGGUGAAGAAGCAGAGCCAGCAGAAGCAGGUGCCAUCGCCGCAGGCGGGACAGCAGCAGUUGCCGCAGGGCCAGCAGAUCCACGCCCAGCAGUACGUCCAGGACAGCCUGACCGAGCAGCAGGAGCUGAAGGCCGAGGAGGAGGAGGACCACGACCCGUACCAGCUGCUGCAGGAGGCCAAGCAGGAGUCCCGCCUGCCCAGCACCGCCAGCUAUCCCUGGAGUCCCUAUGCCGCCGCCCAGGGGAAUCCCUACGAGGCCAUGCCCAAGAUGCUGCCCUUCAUCGGCUACGCCCAGCCCGUGCUCAUCCCCGUGCCGCUCUACCUGGCUCCGGACAUGUUCUACCCCGCCUUCCCCGGCACCGGCAACGACCUCGAGGACGUGGUGAUGUCGCGGGCCGCCGGAGGGCGUCGUCCGCCCGCCAACCACCCGCCGCCCGCCCGCAACUCACCCAUUUACUACGUGCGGCUGCCGCCCACGCCGUACAUGUUCCUGCCCAACAUGCCGACGGCUCCGUUCGCCGGGGGAUUCUCCCCGCUGCUCACCUACCAGCCGAUGCCCUCGUUCUCCGCCUACGGCUCGGUGUUCAACCUGCCCGUAAACUUCCUGGCCAACGGAAAGCCCACCGGCGUCUACCAGGUGAACGGAUCCCCGGGCGAGGGACUGGGAUCCCUGUCGCCGAGCUUGGGUGGCGCCGGAUACGGCCUGCGGCCACCCACUCCGAGCAACCCCUACAGACCCAUGUCGGCGCCCUCGAUGGGCGGCGGCUACGGGGGCUCCCACCAGAGCUUCGGGCUCGCCUCCUCCAUGCCGGUUCCCCAGCAGGACUCCAAGCUGACCUCCCUGAAGCGCCCCUUCGUGUUCAACGGCCGUCCCGAGGACAUCUACAUCCUGCCCAACAACCUGAGUCCGCUCUACAACGAGCAGACCUACUACUGA
Molecule: messenger RNA, 1017 nt
Organism: Drosophila ficusphila
Lineage: Eukaryota; Metazoa; Arthropoda; Insecta; Diptera; Drosophilidae
Exons: 1
Coding region: 1-1017 (338 amino acids)
Source: RefSeq, a predicted model, not a curated record